Messenger RNA from Spodoptera litura, 1531 nucleotides. RefSeq lists its product as uncharacterized. Gene Ontology annotation, molecular function: zinc ion binding; RNA polymerase II cis-regulatory region sequence-specific DNA binding; DNA-binding transcription repressor activity, RNA polymerase II-specific. NCBI's taxonomy places the organism in Eukaryota, Metazoa, Arthropoda, Insecta, Lepidoptera, Noctuidae. The record is from RefSeq and is a predicted model, not a curated record. Gene Ontology annotation, cellular component: nucleus; nucleoplasm. Gene Ontology annotation, biological process: regulation of transcription by RNA polymerase II.
AAAAUCUUAGGCGACUUAUUUUCUUGAAAAAUACUAGAAAACGAUAGUUAUAUAAUGGAUAAUUACGAAAAUAUGUUUGAUACUAUAUGUAGACUGUGUUUAAGCCAAACCAGUGACGGUAAAAUGGUGUCUUUAAUUGAUAAUUCAAGUGAAGACGGACUAAGUAGUUUUGGCAAGUCUAUCUCAAUAGUGACCAAUGUUUUGCUGCAAAAAGAUGAUAAACUACCAACUAUGAUGUGCCAAAAGUGUGCUUAUUUACUAAAACAAACUAUUUAUUUCAAAUUGAAGUGUGAAUCGACAGAUAAACAGUUGAAACAACUCGUCAAGAAGAACGUAAACAAUGAAUGUUCAGGUGCAAAUUACAAAGAAAUUGUGUGCGAAUAUGUGAUGUUUAAUCAAUAUUUCCCAUCAACACUUAGUUCUAAACGUACCAAACAGAAUAGUAAGCCUAAACGAAAAGUAAAAACCAAUAAUUUAAUACACAAAAAUUCUCAACAAAGUUCCAUUGAAAAAGUCCAAUUGGACAACGAUUUUACUGACAAUAUCUACGAUUUUGACGAUUUUAUUGACAAUCAAGAUAAUAGAAACAAUUUUGGUGACCAAGAAGAUGAAUAUUCACAAGAAAUAAACAAUAUUUUGAAUUCAAUAGACACUUUAAUAAAAUCGGAUACUGCCAUGCCUACUACUCAGCGAACAAAACGACAAUUAAAAAGAGAACAAAGAUACAAAUCAGUGCAAAAAAUGGAGCGUAACUUAAUAUGUAAAUUAUGUCAUAAAGUCCUUGCAAAUCGAAUAACAUACGACCAUCACAUGCAAAGACAUAACAAUUGCCGAUUAAUUUGUGACCAAUGUGGGAAAGGAUUUCCCAUUCUCACGGAGUUGCAUAUGCAUCAAGUAGCCCGUCAUGGAGUUGGCCCAUACCUAGAAUGCGACCACUGUCAGUACAAAGCUCCGAGGAAAUUAGACCUAAUAGAACAUUUAAGAAUACAUACUGGAGAACGACCAUUUACAUGUGAGACAUGCGGAUUAACGUUCCGUCGGAAAGCUAUAUGGAGAAAUCAUUUAAUUUGUCAUAUGGAAAAGCAAGUUCAAUGCCCGUACUGUCCGAGGAAGUUCUAUCGUCAAGCAUCAAUGUUAGCGCACUGUAAUAACGUACAUGAACGAAUGUACAUGUAUAUGUGUAGUGUUUGCGGUGUGACUUAUACGAAAACGGAGACAGUGAAACGUCAUAUGCUUGUGAAACACGGUAUUCCAAGAGAAAAGCAAGGUAAAAUAACAAGGAUUAUGAAUGUUACGAAUUUUACCCAGGUUCCUGGUAAAGAUGUUUAACCCGUAAUAUGCCGAGAUACAGAUCGACACGGGACACAAUGUGUUUCCAAUUCUUUCUCAUAUACAUAGUUACCGGCAAUCAAGAGGUUAAAUGAUACUCAGAGUAGUACUCAGAUAGAUAGUAAGUUACAUCAAUACGUUUUGUUGAUGCAAACAAAACUUUAUGAUGUUGAAUUAAGAUUCAAUUUUGAUUUACACAAAU